CCACCCCGCCCGCUCCCGACGUCACUUCCGCUCUGCCAUAGCAACCACGGAGCGGCCCGGCCAUGGCUGAAGUGGAGGAAACCCUGAAGAGGAUUCAGGCCCACAGAGGCGUUUUCGCUACUAUUGUCACAAACGCCGAAGGAAUUCCAAUAAGAACAACUCUUGAUAACUCUACAACAGUCCAGUAUGCAGCUCUGCUUCAGCAGCUCACCAAGAAAGCCAGGAGCACAGUGAGAGAUAUUGAUCCUCAGAAUGAUCUGACCUUUCUUAGGAUCAGAUCAAAGAAAUACGAAAUUAUGGUUGCUCCAGAUAAGGAAUAUCUCCUGAUCAUUAUGCAGAACCCAGACGAAUAGUCCUACUAUGGCAAUAUUUUUAGAGACAGUGAUGUAGUUCUACUUGUUAAACUAAUAUUACUUGUUGCUAUUUAAUAUUAAAUGUAGCAGUAAGUCAUUUUACAUAACAGUCAUGAUGGAAAUGUUGCCAAUUUAAGCUUCUCGCUUGUAGCUCUAUCAGUUUGUGUUUGAGCAAAUCAUAAUGCAUAUACCAAAAUAUUGUAAGUUUAUCUUGAUAUUUAGAAGAGCAGUAAUAAAGCAAAAUGCUUAAAACUCUC
Molecule: messenger RNA, 610 nt
Organism: Calypte anna (Anna's hummingbird)
Lineage: Eukaryota; Metazoa; Chordata; Aves; Apodiformes; Trochilidae
Gene: DYNLRB2
Product: dynein light chain roadblock-type 2
Exons: 4
Coding region: 63-353 (96 amino acids)
Biological process (GO): microtubule-based movement
Cellular component (GO): cytoplasm; centrosome; cytoplasmic dynein complex
Molecular function (GO): dynein intermediate chain binding
Source: RefSeq, a predicted model, not a curated record